AUGAAUGCGGCCACCGGCACAUGGCAGCUACGGCGAGUGAUCAUCCGCUACUCUGAGACUGGUGGGAGCAGCCUGGGUACUCGCUUCUAUUUGCGCCAUUUGCUACCCGUUUGGAAGGAGCGAAAUCCUCAGGUCGUGGUGAUCACUGAGCACUCCCUGCUGGAUCACCCUGAGCUACAGGCUGAAUGGGCCAGCGGCGAACGGUUCGAAAUCUCUCUUCGCCGGAUGCGACCUUGGCAAAUUGAGGAACUGCUGAACCUACAGCGGAACUCGGAGUCCCCCAACCUGUACCUGCGCCAUGGUGGCCCCCGGGUUUGGACGGGCUGGACUCCUGAGAGUCCUAAACACCAAGACUUUGAACAAUCCGGCAAUGGAACAAGGACGGUGCAACUGGAACGUUGGAUGUUCGUUGGAAACUCCUUUGAUCUCUGCAAAGAUCAGAGACAAACCCGUCAUUUGAGACGGCGUGGUCAGUCCUCAGACGAUGCCUCGACAUGGUCUGUGCGUGACCUCAAGCAGUUCUUGGACGAAUGUGGUCUUCGCCACUCUGAUUGUUUUGAGAAGAAGGAGCUCGUGGACCGUGUUCAGGCUGCCUUGGCCAAGAGCAAGAAUCGCGAGAGGAAGGCUCGUGGGACAUCGGAUGAGGAGCUCAGCGCUAUGUCGGCCAGGGAGUUAAAGGCCAAGAUUGUUGAAGCGGGAGGCAGUGUGGCUGGAUGCGUCUUCAAAGAAGACUAUUUGGACCGCGCGCGGCAGAUGUUUCUUACGGGGGGCUCAACAAGGGCAUUGAAAUUUGGGCGUGAGACCUCCUGGACCGGACGGAAACAUGAAGCUCUAAAGUAUUCCUCGCAAACCAUCAAGCUUUGCAAGCAGCAUGUGCUUGAGAAGCAUGGACGUUGGGGUGAUCAAUCGCAACCAAAGGGCUUUGACCGGCAUAUCUUGGAGGAUGUGCUGAAUCAGCCCUUCCUACCAGAUCCACUUGCACAGCGGCGGGUUCUGUGUGACAUGUCGGCUGCGGCGAAAGAAAUCGCUCAUGUCUUCAAAUGGCACCGUGCUUUUGCCAAGCUGAAGGUUCCCACGAAGGAGGUGGAACCUUUGUCGCGCUACACCAACUUCACUUUGAACCACGUGUGGGAGAAGUUUGAUUGCCAGACCGCCUUGCUCACCAAAGAGGCAUUGCUUCCAUUGGCAAAGCGCAAUCCGGAGCUCUUUGAUGCUGACCUUGACAACAUGAACACGGUGACCCGUUUGCUGACAGUGUUUGUAGAGGCGCUGCCUGCAUUGGCGGGACAGGGCAAGGGAGCGGCGCUCACCAAGUUGGGCAGGGCCACUCAAAGUGCCCUCGAGCUUCUCAGUGAAGAGGAGAACGAGUUCCAUCAAAGAAGGCUAGACUUCGACAACUGGUGCAACCGAGAACUCGAGAACCAGGAGAAGCAGCGGAAGGAGCUUGCGGAGCUCCAGGCUGAGGACCUGAUGGAAGAAAGCGAGCAGUUUGAGGUCUCCGAGACACUGCUGGACGUGGCCCGGCAGCUGCAGCCGAACUCGGCCAACGCGCCGCCCUAUCGGCAAAGGGCCAACGUGACGCUGACGGCGCUGCAGGCGGUGGAGAGCGAUUUAGCAGCUCGUGCACCACGCUUCUUCUUUGGCGGGACACGUGGGCUACAGGCGGUGCAGAAGCUUUUGAAAGAAACCAGGGACAAAGUGCAUGGGUUCUCUUUGGCCCAAACAGAGCGAGCGUCGCUGGAAGCCCGACUGGAGGUCCUGAAGGCAGAGGAGAAGAAAAGCAGUGAAGUCUUAGCUGCUCGCAGAGCCCAGGGCUUGGCAGCGCACAGUGGCCGUAAGGUCUUAGAGACCGCCCUGGCGCAGACCGAGGCAUCCCUUUCGGAGGCUGCAGGACUCUGUGCCCAGCCAUUGGUAGAGACCCGGAUCGACCCUGAUCCCUGGGAUGGGGAUGGCAUGGGUGGCUUGGGCCGCACGGUGCUGAAUCGAAGUGAGGCAACUGGGCAGAUGUUGUCCAGGAAAGCUUUGGAACUGAUUGGCAUGGUGGAAGGGUCCCCAGCAGCUGGUGUUGCUUCAGCUGCUUCCCUUCCCCCGGUGAAACAAUCUUCAGCAGCUCCCGGUGCAAGUGAUCUUCUGGCAGUUUCCCAGCAGCUUCAGCUGCAACAGCAGCAAGUCCAGCAGCAGCUGGAAGAAUUGAGGCAGAUGAAGGCAGCUGCCCUGUCCUUGCAGAAGGCACCAGCAGAACGAAGCCAAGUGGAAGAGCAUGAGGACUUAGAUCACGUAGAUCCACCCAGUGAUCCACCAACCAGGCCACUCAUAAGGAAGAAGUCCAAGGCGUCGAUGUCCUUGGCUGCAGAAACAGCUGAAGCCUCCAAGAGUGAAGCAAAUCAUGGGAACAUCGAAGCUGUGAAGAUUCAAGAGGCCACAACCCCAGCCCCAAAGGCUGUUCCAGCUGCCAAAGCGUAUGCCAAGUCGAAAGAAGUUGAUGAAGAUAGCAAUCACUUGCAGGCACCUAAGGACUUUCCUGCCGCCCUGCGGGGUGGUUGGCAAGCCCUUUUGGCUAAGAAGCGCGCUGAAGGCUUCAAGAAGUCAUCAGCAAAGGUGGAAGAGCACUCAUCCAUCAUGGAUUUGAUGCAGACGCCCAAGACCUACACGGCCUGGCAACCUGACAAGGGUCCAUCGCAACCUGCAGAGAAGGCAAAGGAGGACCUGUUAGCUGCUGAGAAAGCUUUCGACGACGAUGACGAAUCUGAGAAAAACAUGUUCAGCAAGAAGAAAUCCAAGCAGUCCUUCUUGCAGCUUGACGCAGAUCUUGGUGGAGCAGAUCCUUUGUCGCCUUCCUUUUUCCAGAUCGGAUCGUCCCAGGACCUCAGUAGCACAUUUGCAGCUGCACAUUCGGAGGUGGCCAUGCUGCUGGAGAAGUUUGCAGAUCUCACCAACAGCAGUACGCUGCUGGAGCUUUCAAAAUCGCAGCUUCAGACCAAGGACUUUGAGAUGCUGCUGGAAAAGCUGGCUGCAGAAUCAGAUGACGAUCGAUCCCAGCAGUUUUGCGCAUCUGUGCUUAAGAAAGAGGCCAGCAUUGAAGCCAAGCUGAAAGCAGAGCUCAAGGAGUACUAUCAGCAAACUAAGGCGCGUCAUGAAGCACAAGCACUCCGACGUGAGGUCGUGGCAAGGGAACAUUUGGUGUCUGCAACCUGGCUAAAGACUGGAAGAUACUGGAAGCUUGGGCCCAGAUUGAGUCGUGACACUCCCCUUUUAGACCCUUUCUGCAUGUUACAAGACUUGCACUGGCCUGGCUUGCGGGUGGCGGAUAAAAUGCUGAACAAAUGCAUGUUUCAGUGUUUGCCAUUCGGAAUUGAAAUUUCCAGGGUCUUCAAGGAAACUAUAUAA
Cladocopium goreaui is the source of this 3387-nucleotide messenger RNA. The record is from the annotation of a GenBank genome assembly. NCBI's taxonomy places the organism in Eukaryota, Dinophyceae, Suessiales, Symbiodiniaceae.